This is a messenger RNA of Phaeoacremonium minimum UCRPA7, 1632 nucleotides long. RefSeq names its product putative udp-galactopyranose mutase protein. The record is from RefSeq and is a predicted model, not a curated record. The transcript has 6 exons. Gene Ontology annotation, molecular function: oxidoreductase activity. The coding region runs from base 1 to 1632 and encodes 543 amino acids. Lineage: Eukaryota; Fungi; Ascomycota; Sordariomycetes; Togniniales; Togniniaceae.
AUGGCUGAUACGAACGUUGAUGUUCUCGUCAUUGGCAUGGGCCCAACUGGUCUGGGUGCCGCCAAGCGUCUGAACCACAUUAAUGGCCCCUCGUGGUUGAUCAUUGACUCAGACGAGAAGGCUGGAGGUCUUGCCUCCACUGAUGUUACACCUGAGGGUUUCCUGUACGAUGUCGGCGGCCAUGUCAUCUUCUCCCACUACAAGUACUUCGACGACUGCCUCGACGAGGCGCUCCCGAAGGAGGAUGAUUGGUUCAACCACCAACGUAUCUCCUAUGUUCGCUACAAGGGCCUCUGGGUGCCGUACCCUUUCCAGAACAACCUCUCCGUGCUGGACAAGGAGGACCAGGUGACUUGCAUCAACGGCUUGAUCGAUGCCACUCUAGAGGCCCGAGUCGCAAGCACAAAGCCGAAGAACUUCGAUGAGUGGAUUCUGCGCACGAGCGGCGAGGGUAUUGCCAACAUCUUCAUGCGUCCAUACAACUAUAAGGUCUGGGCUGUGCCUACAACCAAGAUGCAAUGUGAGUGGCUAGGCGAGCGUGUUGCUGCUCCCAACCUAAAGGCCAACAUCCAGAACGUCAUUCUGAACAAGACUGCUGGUGGAUGGGGCCCUAACGCUACCUUCCGUUUCCCUGCCCGUGAUGGUACUGGUGGUAUCUGGAUUGCUGUCGCCAACACUCUGCCCAAGGAGAAGAAGCGCUUCGGCAAGAAGGGCGAGGUCACCAAGGUGGAUGCCCAGAAGAAGGUUGUCACUCUGGCUGACGGAAGCACCAUCGGAUACGGCAAGCUCAUCUCCACCAUGAACCUUGACCAGCUUGUUGAGAAGAUGGGCAACCAGGAGCUGGUUAGCCUCUCCAAGGAGCUGUUCUUCUCUUCAACCCACGUCAUUGGUGUUGGUCUGCGUGGUGCUAGACCUGACCGGAUUGGCGACAAGUGCUGGCUGUACUUCCCUGAGGAUAACUGCCCGUUCUACCGAGCAACUAUCUUCUCCAACUACUCGCCUUAUAACCAACCUGAAGACAGCGUCAAGCUGCCUACCAUUCAGUUGGGCAACGGCAGCAAGCCCAGCUCGACCGAGGCCAAGGAGGGCCCAUACUGGUCAAUCAUGCUUGAGGUGUCUCAGUCUACUCUGAAGCCUGUCGAUGAAGAGAACCUCCUCAAGGACUGUAUCCAGGGUCUCAUUAACACCGAGAUGAUCCUGCCAGAGGACGAGAUUGUCUCGACCUACCACCGCAAGUUCUACCACGGUUACCCUACUCCUUCACUAGAGCGUGAAGGUGCUCUUAAGCAGAUUCUGCCCAAGCUGCAGGACCUGGAUAUCUACUCCCGUGGUCGCUUCGGCAGCUGGAGAUACGAGGUUGGCAACCAGGACCACUCCUUCAUGUUGGGUGUGGAAGCCGCGGACCACAUUGUCAACGGCGCCGUCGAGCUGACGCUGAACUACCCCGACUUCGUCAACACUCGCUCGAACAGCGAGCGUCGUCUAGCGCAAUCCUUUGGCUUCUCCAAGGCCCUCGCGCCCGCAGAGAAGGUCAUCGUUCCCGACUCGAACGGUGUCCCCACGCGAGAGCGCGCUUCUUCCAAGGUCUCCGGCAGCACCCACUCCCGGAAGUCUUCCAAGCAGGUUAAAUAA